Messenger RNA from Closterium sp. Naga37s-1, 1227 nucleotides. The record is from the annotation of a GenBank genome assembly. Lineage: Eukaryota; Viridiplantae; Streptophyta; Zygnematophyceae; Desmidiales; Closteriaceae.
AUGGAGCUGCUUUGGAACUCUAAAUGCUCGACUCACCUCUGUAGCCCGUUAGGUGGACGUGUGGAGCUGGUAUCAAUCACUUGUCGGACUGACUCCUGUACACCCAUCCCUCCCCCUUUCCCCAUCCCUCCCCCUUUCCCCAUCCCUCCCCCUUUCCCCAUCCCUCCCCCUUUCCCCAUCCCUCCCCCUUUCCCCCAUUCUUCAUCAGGAGGCGCGCGCGAUCUGAUACCGCGCAUGCUGCUGGUCGCCCCAAUGAAGCGCAUCGCCAUCCCCAAGAUCUGCCACCACCCCUGCUUCCUCGCCAAGCUCCCGCGCUACCUCGCCGUGCCGCCGCCAAAUGCUGCCGAGCAGGCCAAACGGAUCGACGAGGAGAUCUUCCAGGUGGUUACAAAGAUGGGGUUUGAUCAGGAGCACCUGGCGGAGUCCCUGCGGGAGCGGCGCACGAACAAGGCCACGGUCGCCUACUACCUGCUGCUGGACUCGCACCGCCGCAUCUCCACGGGCUACGCGCUUGCGGCUGAUGAGUCCCCGCUGGUGGCCGCGAGGGGGGGACUGGGCCAUGCGCUGGUGGCCGCGAGGGGGGGACUGGGCCAUGCGCUGGUGGCCGCGAGGGGGGGACUGGGCCAUGCGCUGGUGGCCGCGAGGGGGGGACUGGGCCAUGCGCUGGUGGCCGCGAGGGGGGGACUGGGCCAUGCGCUGGUGGCCGCGAGGGGGGGACUGGGCCAUGCGCUGGUGGCCGCGAGGGGGGGACUGGGCCAUGCGCUGGUGGCCGCGAGGGGGGGACUGGGCCAUGCGCUGGUGGCGCGGAUGGGGGUGCCGGGGUCGGCCGCGCAUAAUCAUCAGCGCGUUGUGGCAGAUCGGAAAUGGGCGGUGGGGUUGCAGUCCCGCGCGCACCCAAUGGAGGUGAGGGGGGAGGUAUUCCGUGCACUGCAAGCGCUGCAGGGGGGAAGAAGCUCUCUCCCUACGUCGGGGGAUGCGGAUGGGAUGCUGGUGGAUGGGGGGCGGUUGGAUGGUGUAAGGACGAUACAGGGCGAGAGAGGCCGCCCGGUGAUUCCUGUGAAGGCGCUGGUGGGCGACGGGGUUCGGCGUUUACUGCGGUUUGAGAUGCAGCUGUUCAAGGUGCGGGAUGAGAAGUAUCUUCUGGGCGUGCAGCACGUGGACGGCUCUCACGUGCUCUUCCUCGCAGACCUCACUGCUCACUUUCUCGCAGAGCUGCAUGUCAUCUGA